CUCUGCGAUCCCUUCGCUACAAUCCUGCGUUAAAGUCGUGCGCGCAUUUCAGAGAGUACUAUAAGAUAAUUAUCACAGUGUAGAACACUGCGGAUAGCACAAGAUUACAAGGAAGUCUCUGCUCAAACUUAUCUCUGUGAUCGAUAUAAUAAAGUCUGUAGUCCUGUACAUUCAAAUUCCUCUAUUUCUUGACAUCGCAACAUUUAUUUAUCAACUUCUACAUGUUUUUGUAAAAGAAGAUGAGAGACGACUUCUUCAAAUUGUUAUUUAUUCAGAAACACGCUGUAUUAUUCGAAGUUCCGACGCACAUCAAUAACAGAGCAAAACAUUCUAAAUCAUAAAUGAAAAGAACGGAACUUAUCAUUGCUCGUCUGACGACGUGCAUUAACAUAAGCCCCGGUAUUAAGGAGAAAUUCAAAAGAAAUAAUGAAACGCCGGAGAUCGACGACGAGCCGUGAGUUAUUUCCGACAGAAAGGCCACGCAUGUUUUCGUGAGAGGAAGAAGUAGACGUACGCGCGAUAUAGCGAGAAAGACGCGGAGCGAAGUGAACACGAAGCACGGUGGAGCACACAAUUCCCGAUCGACGGUACAUAUCGCGAGCAUGGACUUCCAAAACGUGAAUCCCCUGAACAUUCGGCUGAACUUGGUCUCGGGCAAUCUGCUACCGGUGAUCAAUGGCGACUCAACUUUUUCGUUCUUUUGGAAGGUACACAGCGUCUUCGUAUGGUUAAUGCAAUUCGUUAUAGCGAUCGCGAUGGUGCUCGGGUGCAUUUACGUGCCAAUUGAGAAAGCUUUGACAGACGGCAUGAUCUGUUUCGUAGUAUUUAUUGAAAUGUUCUUCAUGAUCAUGAGAAUUCACGCUCGUAAGGAUCUGAUGUAUCAAUUAAUUCAAAAGCUGAACGAGAUUCUGUACGCCGCCGACGAAACCAUGAAGAGCGUCUUGGCGACGACUUUGGAGCCGGUGAAGAAUCCUCUUCACUUCUACUGGUCCGCCGGCGUGAUAUCGAUAAUAGGGUGGAACUGUAUACCGUUGGUAUUGGUAUUUGAGAAGAAUUUGUUUCUUUACCAGGAUUACAGAAUACCUGCUGCUUUCUCCGAGCAGCCAUUCUCGCUCAAAGUCUUUCUGCUAGGAAGCUUGUUCAUAACGAUCAGCUCGAUAUACAUGUUCCUGAAGAAGGUCGGCGUGGAUGUAUACAUGGUACAUCUGGUCUUGUUGAUAACCGUGCAAUACCGAUACAUUGCUCUGAAAAUUGCGAUGAUAUUUCAAGAAGAAAAUGAAAGUGAUGAAUCUCAAAGGAAACAUUCUCCUGGGCUGGCUCGAAGAAAAGAGAAGGAAAUAAGAGCACUGUGUCGACAUCACAAUGAUUUGGUAUACAUAACUUCAUUGCUAAAAGAAUUACUGUCUUUAAACUUUAGUUUAAUAUAUAUAAACAGCGUCUUUCGGUUCUGCUUUAUUGGUAUUAUGCUAAGCAGCAUAACAUCAUCGACGUUUUGGGAAGCAGUUUCUAUUAUCAUGUACUCGUCAGGUGCGGUAGUGCAACUUUAUAUUUUAUGCUCCUGUGUGCAACAAUUAUUGGAUGCGAGUACGGAAAUGACAGAUAAGGCAUUUAACGAAAAUUGGUAUGUGCUUCAACCAUCGAUAAAACGUAUAUUUAUGAUGAUAAUUAUGGCUAAUAAUUUGGAAUGUAAAAUUGCAACGUUUGCAAACUUCAAUCUCUCCUUGCCUUCAUUUAUGAUGAUUUUAAAUCAAUCUUACACAAUCGCUCUUUUGUUUUUAAAAAUGAAAUAAAAAAAUGACGAAGAAAACGUCUUGCUUACAGUAGUUAUAAUCUUUACUUCCAAACUGAUAACAAAAAUUAAUAAUUUUAUGAGGGCAAUUUAUUUAUUUAGUUUGAUGAACUUGACUUGCUGUAACGACAAAAGUACCUGAAAAUCAUGACUUUGUACAUAUCGGUGAUUAUACAAAAAUACCAGCAAUUAUAAUACAAUUUGUAACUUGAUACAGCCAUAGUAAUAGCAAUGUAAUAAAGUAGCAACUAUUCAUGACAAAA
This is a messenger RNA of Wasmannia auropunctata (little fire ant), 2052 nucleotides long. RefSeq names its product odorant receptor 49a-like. Gene Ontology annotation, cellular component: plasma membrane. The transcript has 5 exons. Gene Ontology annotation, molecular function: odorant binding; olfactory receptor activity. The coding region runs from base 603 to 1790 and encodes 395 amino acids. The record is from RefSeq and is a predicted model, not a curated record. Gene Ontology annotation, biological process: sensory perception of smell; detection of chemical stimulus involved in sensory perception of smell. Lineage: Eukaryota; Metazoa; Arthropoda; Insecta; Hymenoptera; Formicidae.